GGCUGAAUAUGAUGUUCAUUGUGACAAGGAAAUUGCAAUAUAUCCAUCACUCUCUGCAAGGAACGACAUCAAUUUAUGCAAACGAGUUGUAGCCCCACCCACUUAAUUACUACCGUGACAUGUGAAGUCAAGCGUGUUCAACGACAGCCAUUAUAGAGAGAGUGAGAAGCACGGGCUACGUUUUUCUAUAUUCUAUGUCCUUCGAUUAUUAAACCACAAUAUAUCAGGUGACUGUCUUUCCAUAACAAAUCACCCUUCCUCUGGCGGUGGAAGAAGAUGUCGGAGACAAUCAUGACGGAAGUGCAAACAGAGAAACCUAAGGCAAAAGUCAGGUUUGCCAAAACAACCAAAGUCAAUACAACACGGACCCUUCCGAGGCUGAUCGAAAAGAAUGGAACAUGUAACAUCGAGUCCAGGACAAUCCGGGGAAAGAAUAUUCGAUUCAUAAGUGACAUUUUUACCACACUACUCGAGACACAAUGGAGGAUGUUUCUAUCACUGUUUGCCUUGUCAGUGGUGUUCAGCUGGGUCAUUUUUGCCACUGUGUAUUAUCUAAUUGCUUAUUCCAACAAUGACUUUGUGGAAAGUAUUGUAGAGGAAGAGCGAUAUUAUUGUGUGGAGAAUGCCCCUGACUUUAUUUCGAUGAUUUUGUUCUCCAUGGAGACACAGACGACAAUCGGGUAUGGGACUCGUUACGUCACGGACAACUGUCCCGCUGCCGUGUUUCUGGUUACGGUUCAGUCCAUCCUCGGAGCUCUUUUACAAGCUCUCCUGACGGGAAUCGUCAUCGCCAAAGUACAGAAACCAAAGAAGAGAGGUAAUACGAUAUUGUUCAGCAAGAAUGUGUGUAUAUGUCAGGAUGGUGGUGAGAGGUAUCUAUACAUACGUAUUGGGGACCUACAAAAGUCCGACAUGAUUGACACGCAUGCACGUGUAGUGUGCGUGAAAGAUAAAAUCACAAGCGAUGGGGAAUAUAUUUCUCAUUUUCGUCAUGAUCUUGAUGUAUACAGUGAACUUUACUCCAGCAGAAUUUCGCUCAAAUGGCCCAUUGUUCUUCAGCACAAGAUAACACCAUCAAGUCCUUUCUGGGCCUUAGACGAAGGGGAGGUAAAAUCUGGUGAUUUUGAGUUGUUGGUGUUUCUCCAGGGAGUCAUUGAGAGCACGGGGAUGUCAUUCCAAGCGAGAACCUCCUAUCUCCCGCAUGAGAUUCUUUGGCAACAUAAGUUUAAGCCUAUGUCCACAGUCGUUACCUUGUCUGGAAUGUUCGAGUUUGAUUACAAGCAGUUCAAUGAGACAAUCAACUUUCCUACCUCGACGCCCAGUACCCCCCGGAAAUUUGUCAGAGCUAAGUACAUCCGUUCCUCCUCCCCUGGGGAUUACUCUGUAGGGGGAGAGUCUGGAAUCGCCGAUAUGGAUGACGUCAUGUCUACAACUUCGAGUUCUGAUAGCUCAGAUCUCUCCUCUGCUAGUGUAAAGUAUGGAAAAGUGUCGCUCAAUAUGUACGGUUCCUAACAUAGACAGACUCUUCUUGGUAUAUUUUAUCAUGAUAACUUUAAUAUUUCUAUUAUACAUGGUAUAUAGGUUAUUGGUUGGAAUGCUGGUGAUCACAUGUGACCUCAGUAGUGCUGUAAUGUUGCUAUUAAAUGGCGUUAUACUUACUAUUUUGAUACAUAUUUACGAUGUUUUGAACUUUUACAUUGCAUUAAACUUUUACAAUUUCACGAAA
Ostrea edulis (European flat oyster) is the source of this 1726-nucleotide messenger RNA. RefSeq names its product ATP-sensitive inward rectifier potassium channel 12-like. Gene Ontology annotation, molecular function: inward rectifier potassium channel activity. The transcript has a single exon. NCBI's taxonomy places the organism in Eukaryota, Metazoa, Mollusca, Bivalvia, Ostreida, Ostreidae. The record is from RefSeq and is a predicted model, not a curated record. Bases 277 to 1512 code for a protein of 411 amino acids. Gene Ontology annotation, biological process: potassium ion import across plasma membrane; regulation of monoatomic ion transmembrane transport. Gene Ontology annotation, cellular component: plasma membrane.